This is a messenger RNA of Eurytemora carolleeae, 2226 nucleotides long. RefSeq names its product ATP-dependent RNA helicase abstrakt-like (gene abs). The record is from RefSeq and is a predicted model, not a curated record. Gene Ontology annotation, molecular function: RNA binding; ATP binding; RNA helicase activity. NCBI's taxonomy places the organism in Eukaryota, Metazoa, Arthropoda, Copepoda, Calanoida, Temoridae. Gene Ontology annotation, cellular component: spliceosomal complex. Gene Ontology annotation, biological process: mRNA splicing, via spliceosome. Bases 106 to 2046 code for a protein of 646 amino acids. The transcript has 17 exons.
GGGAGGGUUAAUGAUUUUUCAGGAAAAAUAUACCCUUGUAGUUUUUGUAAAUAAUAUUUGCAUCUGCUCAUCUCCUACCUUUACACCCUUCUUGUUAUAGAUAAAAUGCCAGGUCCACCUAAGAAAAGAUACCGAAGGACUCCUAGUCCUAAAUCUGGAACUGAUGAGGAGGACUACCAGCCUUAUAUACCUGUCAGGGAGCGUAAAAAGCAGCAAUUAGUAAAGCUAGGUCGUCUUCAACAAGUACAGGUAGAAGAGAAGAGUGGGAGAAAUUUUUCUCCGAGCUCUGGAACUGCAACGGAGGAGGACGAGGAGAAAGAAGAGGAAGUACCAAUCUCUGUCAGUGUUGAGCCGAAGGUUGAGACCAAGAAGGUUGAGACGAAAGAGCUGUGGCGAGCUGAGGAGGAGUUCCUGGAGAAGAACAAAAACGUGUCCCUGCUGGAGCAGCAUAAGGAGCUCCAGGAGAUAGCAGAUCAGAGAAAGGAAACUAAUAUUGAGAAGAUGAGAAGAGAAGAGGAUCGGAUUCUUCAGUCUGUAGGAGAGAGUACAGCUCUGAAGGGUGUAUCUGAGUUAGCCAUGGGAAUAGAGUACACAGAACCAAUUAAAACAUCCUGGAAACCUCCAAGGUAUAUUCAGAGUAUGCCUAAGGCGAGGCAUGACCGUGUCUGGAAAAAAUAUGGCAUUGAUGUCGAAGGGAUUGAUCCUCCCCCACCACUCAAAUCCUUCAAGGAUAUGAAACUUAACAAGGUUAUGGUUGAUACCCUGACUAAAAGGAAAAUAGAGAAUCCUACUCCUAUACAGAUGCAGGGUUUGCCGACUGUACUAUCUGGACGGGAUCUGAUCGGUAUAGCCUAUACCGGAAGCGGGAAAACCCUAGUCUACGUUCUCCCCAUCAUUAUGUUCUGCUUGGAGCAGGAGGCGCGGUUACCCUUUGCUAGGGACGAGGGACCUUAUGGUCUAAUCAUUGUUCCGAGCAGAGAACUUGCAAAACAGAUUCAUGAGAUUAUAGAGGGGUUUACGAAAGAUCUGACCAAGAACGGUAUGCCACAGUUACGAACAUGUUUGGCUAUCGGAGGGAUGCCAACAAGUGAAGCUGCUGACGUGAUCAGAAGCGGAGCUCACAUGAUGGUUGCUACUCCUGGUCGACUUAUGGACAUGCUUAACAAGAAGAUGGUCACUCUGGAUGUUUGCAGGUAUUUAUGUUUGGAUGAGGCGGACCGAAUGAUAGAUAUGGGGUUCGAAGAUGACGUUAGAACAAUAUUUUCAUAUUUCUCUGCACAGAGACAAACCCUGCUCUUCUCCGCAACUAUGCCAAAGAAGAUUCAAAACUUUGCAAGAUCCGCCCUAGUCCAGCCUAUCCUGGUUAAUGUUGGUCGAGCUGGUGCAGCCAGCAUGAAUAUUAUACAGGAAGUAGAGUUCGUACAACCGGAAGCAAAGAUUGUGCAUAUAUUAGAUUGCCUGAAGAAGACGUCUCCUCCUGUUUUAAUUUUUGCAGAAAGAAAACAGGAUGUAGACACUAUUCAUGAAUAUUUACUUCUUAAGGGCUGCCAGGCAGUUGCUAUUCAUGGUGGAAAGGAUAUGGAGGAAAGAAUACGAUCCCUGUCUCUCUUCAAAACAUUCAAGAAAGAUAUUCUAGUUGCAACUGAUGUAGCAAGUAAAGGUCUAGAUUUCCCUGAGAUACAGCAUGUUAUCAACUAUGAUAUGCCAGAGGAUAUUGAAAACUAUGUCCACAGGAUUGGAAGAACAGGUAGAGGGAAGAACACAGGAAUAGCGACAACUAUGAUUAACAGUAAGGUGGACGAGGCUGUCCUCUCCGACCUCAAACAUCUGCUCAUUGAAGCUAAACAGAAGUUGCCGCCGUUCCUGGCCUCCAUACAGACAGAGGCUGACGUCAUGAAUGAAUAUAUGGGAGAUGGUGGUUGUUCUUACUGUGGUGGUCUUGGGCAUAGGAUUACGGCAUGUCCUAAACUGGAAAAUGUGCAGAACAAGAAGGCCGGGGAGGUCGGGAAGAAGGACUACCUUGCCAGCAAUGCUGCCGACUACUAGAUUUGUAGGACUUUCUGUCUUCAGACUAUUGAUUGUUUACAAGGUCUUCAUGUUCUGGCUAAAAGAUUGUAUUCUGAAGACACGAGUCAGCAUAAAAAUUGCUUGGUGGAGAUCCAUUCUUAUAUUCACUCUGUUUACCUGUAAUUAAAGAAACCAAUAAAUAGAAAUACUUUUUUCAGA